Molecule: messenger RNA, 2972 nt
Organism: Seriola aureovittata
Lineage: Eukaryota; Metazoa; Chordata; Actinopteri; Carangiformes; Carangidae
Gene: emid1
Product: EMI domain containing 1
Exons: 16
Coding region: 553-2013 (486 amino acids)
Molecular function (GO): protein binding
Source: RefSeq, a predicted model, not a curated record
CUUUGAGCAUGCAUUGUCCUCUGUGAGAGGUUUAAACGGGGCAGGGUAAGAAAAAAAAAAGACUCAGCAGGCUGUGCUUUUAAAAGACCCGAGGAGACUAUAAAACUGGUUUCAUGCCCGCUGUUGUUAAAGCUCGGCUCGAUAUGCGCGCAGAGAGACGGAGGUAGGCAGAGCAAGACAGAGAAAGGAGGACAGCUACACUUUUAUCCACGCUCACAACUCACACACUAUUCAAGGUUUAUGUUCAAAUGUCGGAUCUCUGUCAUAGGAACACACAGGCGAGACGCAGGAGUGUAUGAGGCGGCAUUUUUCUUUAGCUCACUGAGGACUUUAGGCUUUUUUUUUCCUUUUUUCUUUUUAUACAAAGAAACGUGAGCCAGAGAUAAAUCGUGUUUGCUACUUUAGUGAAUAGGAUGCGCGUCUUCUCCCGCCGACCCGCUGCCGUUUGACAUAUUUCCCCCCGCGAGCUGGAUCCACCAACCGGUCUGUUUUCUUACCGGGGGAAGUUGGGCUCGGCAAAACUUUUCUGGCUGUACUUUUGAUGCCAGGGAAAUGGGACCGCGCCAACGGGAGAGCGUGUCCGCGCUUUGCAGGAAAAGUUUGCUCUGGACUGUGCUGAUACUCUGGCUGACCACGUUUGUUGACGGGACCUGGAAGACGGGGCUGUACAAAACCUACUCAGCUCAGACAGCAGCCUCUCACACCCACACCUCAGUCUAUCAGAAAAGGAACUGGUGUCCUCAUACGGUCACUAAGACAGUGACUUGCCAAGUGCAGAAUGGGACAGUUCUCCAGCGGGUCUACCAGACCUGCCGCUGGCCGCAGGGAUGUGCAGGAGGCAGCUACAAGACCGUGGUCAGACCUUCCUAUAAAGUGGUGUACCGCACAGUGACCUCUCUGGAGUGGAAAUGCUGUCCUGGGUUCAGUGGCGCUGCCUGUGAAGAAGAAUCAGGGAACCAGCUUGUGGCUCAGGAGGCAAUAAGGAAACCAUCUACGCUACGGCGGCCGCCUGCUCGCACAGGAGAGUCGAUCUCUAACUGUCUCAACUGUAGUCGAAUCACAGCUUUGAGCGACAGGCUGACCUCACUGGAGGCGAAGGUCCAAUUACUCACUGCCCCGGCCUCCAUAUCGCAUCGCCACCUUCAGGGUAAAGGAGCAACUGCACCAGACGCCUCAUUACUGAUGGGGGCUGUGCCCGCUCAGGGAGCUCCUGGUGAGCAGGGACCUACAGGUCCUCAGGGUGAAAAGGGGAGAGAUGGGCUUCCUGGCAGAGAUGGGAAGCCAGGGUCUCGGGGGCUGCCAGGUCCCAGUGGGCCUCGGGGAGAGGCCGGGACAAGGGGCCCAUCUGGAGCCCCUGGAUCGAAGGGAUCCUCAGGACCAGCAGGCCCCCGUGGUCCACCAGGACUCCCAGGAGAGAGGGGUCUACCAGGCCUGCCUGGGCCUCCAGGGCCUCCAGCACCAGCCAGUGCCCACAUCCCAGAACCAGACCACACUCGUGGAAAAGACCCCUUCUUCACCAACACUUUCCUCGACUCAGGGGGCGCGCCUGUUCCAGGACCUCAGGGCCCUCCCGGGCCUGUUGGUCCCCCAGGUCCGACAGGCCCAGUAGGACCGCCUGGCCCAGGAGGACAUAACGGGAAACCUGGAUCUCCUGGAACACACGGCCCUGUGGGGCCAAAGGGAGAACGUGGAGAGAGAGGUCCUUUAGGUUACCCAGGAGAGAGGGGAUUCAGGGGCGAGCCGGGAGCACCGGGUCCAAAGGGAGAGCCGGGGGAGAAGGGCUUGCCGGACGUUAGCUUGCAGAUGUUCCACGACUUGCAGGCAGACCUUGAGCUUCUGGCUCGCAGGGUGACACUGCUGGAGGCUAUCAUCUGGCCAGAGCCUGAUCUAGGGUCUGGGGAUGGACCGUUUGGCACAGCCUCCCCUAGUUUCUACAGAGAUAAGCGAGCAGGUGCGCUUCCAUAUCGACUUGCUUCUCCUCUGUCCUCCGACACCAAGGUUCGAGGGAAGUAGCUCCCCCUGCUCACCCUGAGGAUCACAGGCUGGGUUGACUCCCCCCUCCUAUAGGUCUCAUCGGCACUCAACAGAUUUAGACCUUAUCUGAUACCAUCUCUGGGCUUUACCGUCAGAUUUAGGAUGGGGGACACCUCAGGGAAACUCCACUGAUACUCCACAAUGUUCCUCCUCCAUCGGGAACCUGAGAACUAGUUUGACCCCCACCCAUUGCCAUAACCAAACACUUAUCUAUACAUAAUACACCCAGCAGCUCCUUCUGUGUCUCAUUUUCUUUGGCUACAGAACUGAAGCCUCAGAUCAUGCUUGAAAAGAAAAGGAAAAUAUCUGAAUCUUCUGUUGCGCUCCUUGAGCGACAAACAGUUCUGGACUGUAAGGGUCAUUUAGAGUAAUCAAUUGAAGGAGAAAUCAGAUGUGAGAAAAGACUGGAUUUGAGUUUGUAUUGCUUUCACAAUGUAACUGCAAUCUGAAGAGAUUCCAUUAUUUAAGUAUAUUGAGCAUGUACAGUCUGCAGGACACAAUUACACAAACAAACCUCUUCUUCUAGUAUUAAUUUUGUUAUACUUCUAUCAUAUUGUUUAACUCAAUGUUAUGUAGUGCACUAAAAAUUGAAGUCAUCUCUACUCUAAGUGAGAUAUGUGUUGCUAACAGUGAUUUGUAGUUUUCUGGUGUGAGUGUUUUCCCCCCCUUAAAGUACACACUGAUAAAGUGAUUUAAUAUACAAUAGUAUAUUUACAUUUAAUCUGUGCAACAACAAAAAAAACAAACAUUUGCAUCUGGGUUUGGCUGCACAUGAGUGGAAACAGUCAUUAAUCAUGUUGCACUCUGGAAACAAAAUGUGUUAGAAUGAAACCUGGCUUUCCAUUUCAAGAUCUUGAAGACACACACACACACACACACACACACACACACACACACACACACACACACACACACACACACACACACACACACACACA